This is a messenger RNA of Nezara viridula (southern green stink bug), 1130 nucleotides long. The record is from the annotation of a GenBank genome assembly. Lineage: Eukaryota; Metazoa; Arthropoda; Insecta; Hemiptera; Pentatomidae.
UGUGUUUAACUUGAAAUAUAAGAGAACGUGUGAUUGAAUAUUUCUUGACUUCGUGAUCAUGCAUUGCAAAAAUUAGAAGCUAGCUGGGUAUAUAAGUCGGGGCAAAGGUUGAGGUCGACAGUUCAUUGAGAUGAAGCCUCAACUGAUCUUGUUAGCAUUAGCCAUCUUCCAGGCAGCCUCAGCCCAAUCAUAUGGUGGGUUUGGUCAAGCAUCUGCCAAUAGUAGAGCAGAAGGUGGCGCACAACUAGGCGGUUCAGGUGCUGGAUUAAGUUUCGGUGGAUCUUCAAAAGGCAGACCUCAGUCCCAAGUAGGUGCGCAAUCUCAAGCACAGGCGGGAGGGCGGUUCGGAGCUGGUGGUCGUGGUGGAGGUGCUUCCGGCCAAGCUGCAGCUCAAGGUCAAGGACAGUUCGGUGGACAGUUUGGAGGAGCACAAUCUCAAGGACAGGCUGGUGGACAGUUUGGAGGAGCUCAAUCUCAAGGACAGGCUGGUGGACAGUUUGGAGGAGCACAAUCUCAAGGACAGGCUGGUGGACAGUUUGGAGGAGCACAAGCAGCUGGACAGUCAGGUGGUUCUGGAAGACCUUCAUACAGACCUGGACAAGGUCAAGCCGGCGGUGGAGCUCAGUCUGGUGCUGGAUCCUACGGACAGUCUGGUGCUGGAUCCUACGGACAGUCUGGUGCUGGAUCCUACGGACAGUCUGGUGCAAAAGGACAAGCUGGCACGAAAGUAGGACUAGGUGGAGGAGCUUCCGGACAAGCAGGAGCUCAAAGUGAUGCCAGCGCUGGAGCUCAAGGAGGAAUCGCAGGAGGUGUAAAACAACAAUCUGAGACAGGAAUGAAAUUCAGUAAAACCGAAUCCAAACAAAGUCAAUCAAGCAGCCAUACCCAAGCAGAGAUGUUUGGUGGAUCAUCAUCCUUGAAUCUCCCAGUGAUUGGAGGAGUCCAGAGCCAAGGGUCCGCUUCUGCUGGAGCAGGUGGAUCGGCUGGACAAGGGUCUGCAGAAGCAACUCAAGGGGAAGUUGAGGCUGAGGCUGGAGCAGAGGCCGAUGUUGAAGCAUAAAUUAAUUUAAACAUUAUAGUUCCUCUGAUUAAUAUUUGAUGAAAUAGUUAAUAAAUUAAUUAGAAACUAU